This is a messenger RNA of Ilex paraguariensis (yerba mate), 237 nucleotides long. NCBI's taxonomy places the organism in Eukaryota, Viridiplantae, Streptophyta, Magnoliopsida, Aquifoliales, Aquifoliaceae. The record is from the annotation of a GenBank genome assembly.
AUGAGUAAUCAAGCUGAAUCUUCCGACUCAAAGGGGACGAAGAGGGACUUCAGUACGGCGAUUCUGGAGCGAAAGAAGGCGCCGAAUCGGCUCGUCGUCGACGAGGCAACUAACGAUGACAACUCGGUGGUCUCGCUCCAUCCUGAGACAAUGGAGAAGCUUCAGCUUUUCCGUGGCGAUACGAUCUUGAUCAAGGUGUUUGGAGGGGUUCUUAUCUGGUGGGCUGUGGAUCGGUGA